Molecule: messenger RNA, 1742 nt
Organism: Lolium rigidum
Lineage: Eukaryota; Viridiplantae; Streptophyta; Magnoliopsida; Poales; Poaceae
Product: eukaryotic initiation factor 4A-III homolog A-like
Exons: 10
Coding region: 16-1236 (406 amino acids)
Cellular component (GO): nucleolus; catalytic step 2 spliceosome
Molecular function (GO): mRNA binding; ATP binding; RNA helicase activity
Source: RefSeq, a predicted model, not a curated record
GCGACGGCGGCGGCGAUGGCGACCACCUCCCGGCGCGGCCCCGGCGGCGGGGCCCGGCCGAUGGACGACGAGAACCUGACCUUCGAGACCUCGGCGGGGGUGGAGGUCGUGGGCAGCUUCGACGCCAUGGGCAUCCGCGACGAGCUGCUCCGCGGCAUCUACGGCUACGGCUUCGAGAAGCCCUCGGCCAUCCAGCAGCGCGCCGUGCUCCCCAUCAUCACGGGCCGCGACGUCAUCGCGCAGGCCCAGUCCGGCACCGGCAAGACCUCCAUGAUCUCCCUCUCCGUCUGCCAGAUCGUCGACACCUCCGUCCGCGAGGUGCAAGCAUUGAUACUGUCGCCGACUAGAGAGCUUGCAACGCAGACCGAGAGAGUGAUGCAGGCUGUUGGCCAGUUCAUGAGUGUGGAUGUCCAUGCUUGUGUCGGUGGCAAAAGUAUCGGCGAGGAUAUUAGGAAGCUUGAGGCUGGAGUGCAGGUUGUGUCCGGAACACCGGGCAGAGUCUGUGAUAUGAUCAAGAGGAGGACCUUGCGCACAAGGGCCAUCAAGAUCCUGAUUCUGGAUGAAGCCGAUGAGAUGUUGAGCAGAGGUUUUAAGGACCAGAUAUAUGAUGUCUACAGAUAUCUCCCCCCAGAACUUCAGGUUGUUUUGAUCUCUGCAACUCUGCCCCAUGACAUAUUGGAGAUUACUAGCAAGUUCAUGACUGAUCCAGUCAGGAUCCUUGUGAAGCGUGAUGAGUUGACCCUAGAGGGAAUCAAACAAUUUUUUGUUGCUGUGGAGAAGGAGGAAUGGAAGUUUGAUACCCUAUGCGAUCUUUAUGAUACAUUGACAAUCACCCAAGCUGUCAUUUUCUGCAAUACUAAGCGAAAGGUGGAUUGGCUUACCGAAAGAAUGCGCACCAACAAUUUCACGGUAUCAGCCAUGCAUGGUGACAUGCCUCAGAAGGAAAGGGAUGCCAUUAUGAAUGAGUUCAGGGGUGGUUCAACCCGUGUUUUAAUCACAACAGAUGUUUGGGCUCGAGGACUGGAUGUUCAGCAGGUCUCUCUUGUCAUUAAUUAUGAUCUCCCUAAUAAUCGUGAGCUCUACAUCCAUCGUAUUGGUCGUUCUGGGCGUUUUGGACGGAAGGGUGUGGCGAUCAACUUUGUGCGCAAGGAUGACAUCCGUAUCCUGAGAGACAUCGAGCAGUACUACAGCACACAGAUCGACGAGAUGCCGAUGAACGUUGCUGAUCUGAUCUGAGCUUUCAGGAAAGAAAGAGGAACAGAUUCAAUAAGGCCUGUGAUGCACCCAGUUAAGUUCAGUAUCAGAGGAGAGUUGGUGAAACAAGCUCUCCUUUAGCGUCAUUAAGUAUGAUGUCCACGAGAAGCUUGCGAAUUUCAUGGUCCAUGGCCUUCAAAAUGUUUGAGAACCUGUUUGGAUUGGGCAACCAGAUGUCCGCUGCUGUCAGAUUUGAGAGAUGAUUCAAAAUUUUGACAUUAGUUUUGAAUUGUAAUAUGUAGUAACGAUGCUCUUAGAGACACUGGAUCAAAAUUGUUGAAUUGCUUUACCAAGAAAGUGCUUUUCUAUUGCUGUGUAAGCCAGUUAUCGUCUGAUGGUACUAUGUAAAACUGAAAGUAAUGCAAAAUUUGUAUCUGGGUCUGAUGAUGUAUGUCGUUCUUCUUGAGUUAAAUACAGUACUCGUCCUUGUUUGAUAUGAAAGAAAACAGGCAGCCGUGUAUGUUGGUGCACUUCAAUUGGGUGGCAAA